Molecule: messenger RNA, 5402 nt
Organism: Zophobas morio
Lineage: Eukaryota; Metazoa; Arthropoda; Insecta; Coleoptera; Tenebrionidae
Gene: Inr
Product: Insulin-like receptor
Exons: 16
Coding region: 676-4860 (1394 amino acids)
Biological process (GO): positive regulation of kinase activity; protein phosphorylation; multicellular organism development
Cellular component (GO): insulin receptor complex; plasma membrane; axon
Molecular function (GO): ATP binding; insulin receptor substrate binding; insulin receptor activity
Source: RefSeq, a predicted model, not a curated record
AUUCCGACGGUCCUUGUCUGUGCGGUUUGUAGCGCGUAAAUGCAUGCGCAGAAGUCGAAGGCAUUGUUGGGUGGAGGUGAAAAUACCCGUUCCUAUAUUCCUAUGUUGCCUAUGUAUUGCACUCGUGUGUACGAGCUCUGUUGAAUUUAAAAAUAAACCUAUUUAGAGAAAAAACACUUGUGUUUGAUUGAUGGUUUUCUAAACGCGAUGGCGAGUAUGAAUGGAAUCGGAUUGUUCUGCAGUGAAAGGUCUGUCCAUUUUUGACGGAGUGGCAACAUUGUACAACGCAAUCGCCAAACAAAUAUUAGUAAAGUUGUAUGUAACUCCAGUAAGCAUGGUGGCUAAAGUGUAUACGACGUUGUUUAGUGAAUUUGUUGUGCAAUAAUAUGGUCUUUCGCUCGAAAUUGUUGGAAUAGUGAAUCCCGAAUUGCGUGCUUCUGACGUUGUCAGUGCAGUGUGGGUUAUGUUUCGGUGAAUUGUCUACCUGAAGAUGGUGCGAUUUCCCAAGGUGUAACCCGACGAGCAGCGACACUCGCUUUUGGACAUCCUGGCCGAAGUGAAUAACAUGUUUACACUGAUCGGGCAUUGCGUCAUAAGUUUACAGAAAUUCUGUACGACGCGACUUAGCCAACCUUGCUCGGGCCCCAGCAGACCCAUGUCUAUGUAUUGGCACUGAUGGCCGCGACCGGCACUGCCUUUACGGCCCGACAGCGCCGCUCCUUCAGCUGGCUCGGCCCAGGGCCGGUGCUCCACGCGGCUGCUCUACUCAUCCUCUUUGGCGCAACGUGUGCUGGCGCAAACCCACUGCAACCCAAUUCUGACCUCGCACGUCAGAAUGGAAAUGAAACUUGUGAAAGCAUGGACAUAAGAAAUACGCUGGAUGCCUUUAACAGAUUAAAAGGUUGUCACGUGGUGGAAGGUUUUGUGCAGAUUCUACUGUUUGAUAAUGUGAAUGAGACUGAACUAUCCCUCUUAAGUUUUCCAAACCUCACUGAAAUAACAGACUAUUUAUUAUUGUAUAGAGUGAACGGAUUGCGGAGUAUAGGACAGUUGUUUCCAAACUUGAGUGUAAUCCGUGGACAGGUUACGUUUUAUACAUACUCGUUCGUGGUGUUUGAGAUGUCCAGUUUACAAGAAAUUGGUCUUUAUUCUUUGACCGACAUUAUGCGCGGCUUGAUAAGGAUCGAUAAGAAUCCUUCGCUGUGUUUUGUUAAUUCCAUUGACUGGGAUUUGAUAGCCCACGAGAAAGGAGACCACUUCAUAAAGAGUCUGAAAUCGCGAAACGAAUGCCCGGUGUGUCCCGGUGAUGAGAAGGAGGACGACCCUAGCAGUAGUGCAUCUUACAAAGCUUGCCCCAAAGCACACCCUAGGUUGACUAGUGAUAGUUUUGACAGAGAUCCACGAUUGUGUUGGAAUCGACAACAUUGCCAGAAAAUUUGCCCCAAGUGUAAUAAAAGUGCAUGUAACGCCAAUGGCGAUUGCUGUGACGACAGGUGCUUAGGCGGCUGUAAUUUGAAUGACCUUACAGUUUGCACCGUAUGUAGAAAUUUCAGCAUGGGGUUCGGAGCAAACAAAAAAUGCAUGUCAAGUUGUCCACAGAAUCAUUAUCAGUAUUUAGGAAGACGUUGUAUACAGAAAGACGACUGCAAAGAAAUGAGGAGGCCGCUGAAUUUUCAAUCGCAGAGUGGACCUGAAAAACCAUACAAAAUUUACAACAAUUCCUGCAUCUUAGAGUGCCCUGCCAACUACAUGAAUAAUGACACUCAUUGUAUACCCUGCCAAGGAACUUGUAUGAAGAAAUGUGCCGGAGUCAACGUAGACAGCACAACUCUGGCACGACAGUUAAGAGGAUGCACCCACAUUACUAGUUCUCUAGAGAUACAAAUUCGGGGAGGAAGAAAUGUGGCGAAUGAAUUAGAAGAAAGUUUGGGUAUGAUUGAAGAAAUCGACGGCUAUCUAAAAGUAGUCAGAUCUUUCCCCUUGGUCUCUUUGAAUUUUCUCAAAAAUCUAAAAGUAAUACAUGGCAAGCAACUGGAAAGUCAAAAAUACGUGUUUGUGGUACUUGAUAAUCAAAAUCUUCAAGAGCUGUGGAACUGGAAUACUAAAACAUCUUUGAAAAUAGAUAAUGGACGCUUGUUUUUCCACUUCAACCCAAAACUGUGUAUAAAAGAAAUCGAAAAGUUGCAGAAUAUUACCAAUAUAACAGAUGUCACAGAACUGGAGGUUGCCAAGAGUUCCAAUGGUGAUAAAAUUGCGUGCGAUCUCCAGCCGUUGAAGGUGGAUAUACCAACAACGAGAUAUAGCAAAGGUGUUGUUUUAGUGUGGGAACCGUUUGAGAUGGACGAUCCACGAAAACUUUUGGGAUACAUUGUUUAUUCAAUAGAAGCACCAACCCAGAACGUUACUCUUUAUGACGGUCGGGAUGCUUGUGGUGGUGAUGGUUGGCGAGUGGAUGAUGUCGCCAUUCCCGAGAACGAAACCAAAGUGACACAUCCAUUACUAAGGCUGAAACCAUACACCCAGUACGCAUUCUAUGUCAAAACAUAUACAAUAGCAACUGAGAGGAAAGGUGCUCAAAGUAAUAUUUUGUACUUCACUACUCUUCCAUUCACACCAACGGCACCAGUCGGAUUACAAAUAAGUAGUAACUCCAGUAAUUCCCUCAAGUUGACGUGGAGACCACCAAAGCAGCCAAACGGUAAACUAACACAUUACAUUGUCAACGUAAAGAAACAUGAAAGUAAAAAUGACCUGGAUUUAAAUGAGAUCGAUUGUAAAUCACCGUCAAAUCGAAGACACAUGAUGCCUACGCCUACAUCAGCGCCUACUGCGUCAUCACCAACUAACAACGAUACCUGUUCUUGCUCAGAAACGAAACAAUCGCCAUCCGGCAUCAAUGAAGAUAUAGUCAAAUCUCGAAUUGAUUUUGAAGAUGAGCUUCAUAAUGCAGUUUACGUGAAAAAGGAGGGACUUUUGGAGUCUCGGAAGAAACGUGACACGCAGAAUUCUCCUUUGAAUAAUAAGCAAAAUUAUAAAAUUGACAAUAAGAUCCAUAACUGGACGGAAAAAGGUACUGAUACGCGAAGUAUUGAAGUUAAGGGAACAGAGUAUUAUUUAAAAGACUUGCACCAUUUUACGGUCUAUGAAAUUAGCGUUGAAGCCUGUAGGGAGCAUAGCAAGGAGAGUGAGGAUACGUCGUCAGAUCUUUGCAGUAACACCAGUAUAAGAACAUUUAGAACCUUAAAAAAGACAGGAGCUGACGAUAUUAAGCAAGUAUUGGUAACAAACCAAAGUGUGGAUACCGUGUCUAUAACCUGGAAAGAACCAGAAGAUCCGAACGGGUACAUAGUUUGUUACACAAUAGAAUACAAAAAGGUGGAUAACGAAAAUUCAAAAGCAAAUGAGGAGUACAUAACUCAUGCGCGGUUUUUGAAUCAAAGCAGGAUUUACACCUUGAAAUCUCUUUCCCCUGGUAACUAUAGCGUCCGAGUUUUUGCAACUUCAUCCGCCGAAAAUGGAGCUUACUCACCACAGGUCUACUUUUAUAUUGAAGAGCGCUCAUCAUACACUCCGGUUGCUGUGACUAUAUCACUUCUUAUUGCUGUAGUUUUGGCUGCGUGUGUCGGAAUAUGGUUCUAUAGAAGGAGAAAAGCUGACAGAGAGAGCAUAAGGUUGAUCCCUUCUGUGAAUCCCGAGUACGUCCCUAGCGUGUACGUUCCAGACGAGUGGGAAGUACUACGCAAAAAGAUCGAACUGAUUCGCGAGUUGGGUCAGGGAAGUUUCGGUAUGGUAUACGAAGGUAUCGCUAGGGAUGUAAGAGGUAAAGCACAGAUUAAAUGUGCUGUGAAAACGGUCAAUGAACACGCUACGAAUAGGGAACGUCUCGAGUUCUUAAAUGAAGCAUCUGUAAUGAAAGCUUUUGAUACGGCUCACGUAGUUAGAUUAUUAGGAGUAGUAUCUCAGGGUCAGCCUACCCUUGUAAUUAUGGAACUAAUGGCGAACGGUGACUUGAAGUCCUAUCUGCGUUCACACCGUCCAGAUGGAGAAAUUUUCGACCCCUCAACAGCAAGGCAGCCUCCAACCUUGAAGCAAAUCUUACAAAUGGCAAUUGAGAUUGCAGACGGAAUGGCAUAUUUAUCCGCGAAAAAGUUUGUUCAUCGUGAUCUGGCAGCUAGGAACUGUAUGGUAGCAGAAGAUUUGACUGUAAAAAUUGGUGAUUUCGGUAUGACCCGCGAUAUUUACGAAACAGACUAUUACCGAAAAGGGACUAAAGGGCUUCUUCCGGUGCGUUGGAUGGCGCCGGAAAGUCUUAAAGACGGUGUGUUUACUAGUAAUAGUGAUGUUUGGAGUUACGGAGUCGUGUUGUGGGAAAUGGCAACACUCGCAUCACAACCUUACCAAGGGUUGUCAAAUGAUCAAGUUUUGCGAUAUGUGAUUGACGGGGGUGUGAUGGAGCGGCCGGAAAAUUGUCCUGAUAAACUCUACACUUUAAUGAGAUGUUGUUGGCAGCAUAAACCAUCAUCACGUCCUUCGUUCUUAAGGUUGUGCACAUUGUUGUUAGAAGAUGCCAGCACGAGUUUUGCUCAGGUGUCGUUUUAUCAUAGUGCAGCCGGAAUUGAAGCUCGAGCAACGCGUCCGACGCCCUCUCCUUCACAGGACGAUCCUAGUACCCCACUUCGAAUGGCCGGUGAUCAUGAUGUCAAUUUUUCCCUGAAUUCUGACGACUCCAACGACGAGUUUGACCCUGACGCAGACACACAUGUACGGUUCCCCAGUAUUCCAGUUGAGAACAAAGAAGCUACAGCUAACGGUUACGUGAGUGGAUGUCCCACAAACGGUGCAGCAACAACUCAGUGCUAGCUACAUAUCACAUCUCAGUUGAAAGUAUUUCCUAUAAAGAUCUGACUAUUGCAGCAAGAGACAUGAGUAACAUGACUGUUUUUGUAAAGUAGUUAUAAGUUUAAAUUACCAAAGAUAUUUUCUUCAUUUGCUGAAAGGCCUACAUUUUACAGAAAAACAGUGUUCAUUAGCAAAUCAUAACUAAGUGAGGCGUAUUCAGUGAGUCUGAAACCAUAAAGACUAGUCUAUUGAUUUUCCAUUCUAUGGGGUACUCUAAGAUUCUUGUCUACUCAAUAUUUCAUAUAUGUAAAAGAGAUGGAACUAAUUGCCUUAUUAGUUAAAGUAAUUAUAUAAUGUGUAGCAUCCCAUAAAGACAUUCUUUGGACAAAUGCCAAUCAAUACAUUGCAGCCUGACUAUGAGUUCCUGUUAUCUUAUUGAUGAUUGGUAGUCACAACUACUUUAUUGUACCUAUUUAUAUUUUAGUUAAAUUUUGUACUCUGUAAAAUAAUGUACAUUAUUUCUUUAUUAUUUUAUAUAAAAGAAAAUAAAUUUAUAAUCUGAA